AUGCAGGAAACAGCAAAACAAAACCAGCAAACAGUAUUUACAGUUGAAGAUAAAGAGCAAACACAAGUUACGAAAUAUGAAAACAAUGAAGUGCCGUUUGAGGAAGCAUUAAAUAUGACAGGUGUAGGUCGCUACACCGUGGGUCUGUUCGUGGCGUGCGUGGUGACCGUGCUGGCCAUGGCGAUGGAGACGUUCGGCACCAGCUACGUGGCCACGGCCUGCGCCUGCGACCUGCGCCUCUCCACCGCCACCAAGGGACUCGUGUCCGCCAUGCCCAUGCUGGGCAUAGUGCUCUCGUCGCACCUGUGGGGCUGGCUGGCGGACACGCGCGGGCGCCGCUUCGUGCUGCUGGUGUCCAUGGGCGGCUGCUUCGUGGCCGCGCUCGCCAGCAGUCUGGCUAACAAUUGGGUCACCCUCGCUGUCUUCAAAUUUGUCGCUGCCUUCUUUGCCUCAGCAUCCAAUGCGGUGUCGUACGCACUGCUCGGCGAGAGCACCCCCACGUCGCACCGACACACGCUCGUCAUGAUGAUGACCAGCGGACUCAUGCUCGCGCAGUUUGUCAUGUCUGUGAACGCGUACCCUAUUCUACGACUAAGUUUCGACCUACCUCUCUACGGCAGCAUGCGAUAUAGACCCUGGCGACUGCUGGAACAGGUGUUCGGGGUGUGGUCGGGGGUGGCUGCACUGAUCAUGCUGGUGUUUGUGAAGGAGAGCCCCAAGUUCUACGCCAGCCAGGGCCGCCCCGACAUGAGCGUGAAGAUCUUGGCGGAAAUAUACGCGGUCAAUACUGGCAAGAGCCAGGACAGUUAUGCGGUGAAGUCGAUAAGUUUCCACGAGACCCUGGCGUCCACUAAGCAGACCAAUGUGCUGCGAUCCAUGUGGGACCAGACCACGCCGCUAUUCCGCAAACCACUGCUAUUCAAGACUAUCAUCAUCCUGUACAUUGUCAUACUUGUGUACUCUAUCUCGCCAGCUUUCCUCAUGUGGAUGCCGACGCUGGCCACCGCGUUCUCCCGCGCCACCGCCGCCGGCGCCACUGACGCCAACUUCUGUCAGUUGUUGCACUACGCCAACCAGGCCGCGCCAGGCGUGGCCAAUGGAACUGUUGUUGCUACAACCAAAUGCGUGGACACUGUGGAAGACCUAGCAUUCAUAACUAUGAUAGCGUUCUCAAUAACAAUGGCAUCAGUCAACAUGCUUAACUCGUACUUAACCCGCUAUGUGGGUAAACGAGCCCUUGUGAUCUUCUUACAUCUACUGGGAGGGACUUGCGGCCUGGUGCUACCCUGGGUGUAUAACUCUACAGCCAGUCUGAUCGUGUUCUUUCUGUUUCAAGCGAAUUUAAUAGCUAUGGGCCUUACUACAGGAUUCACUGUGGAAGUAUAUCCUACUUAUUUGAGAGCGAUGGCGGUGUGCCUGACGAUGAUGGUGGGGCGCGGCUCCUCGUUCCUCGUCAUCAGCUACGUGGGGGUGCUCAUGGAGACUCACUGCGACUACACCUUCUACGCUUUCGGAGUCAUCGUACUGUCGGGUGCACUAGUCGGCUUGUGGCUGCCCUCAGAGCUGAAGCCUGGACCCGACAGCGCGGCAGGGAGCGACGGCAGCAGCCCAACAACAGUCGAACAAGUCAAGAAGGUCUAGCUAGUCCAUCAAUGAUGUCAAUGCAAUACAGGG
Messenger RNA from Plutella xylostella (diamondback moth), 1674 nucleotides. Its product is annotated as synaptic vesicle glycoprotein 2A. Gene Ontology annotation, cellular component: membrane. Gene Ontology annotation, biological process: transmembrane transport. Lineage: Eukaryota; Metazoa; Arthropoda; Insecta; Lepidoptera; Plutellidae. The record is from RefSeq and is a predicted model, not a curated record. Gene Ontology annotation, molecular function: transmembrane transporter activity.